GUUUAUAAACCGUACUCACGGAUUAUUAAACUGUUCCCUCAGUUUUACAAACCGUGCGCUCGGAUUAAUAAACCGUACGCACGAGUUAACAAUCCGUGCUCUCAGAUUUGUAAACCGUACCCUCAGUUUUUGCAAUCCGUACCCACGAAUUCAUAAACCAUGCGCACGCUUUCGCAAUCCGUACCCACGGUUUUGCAAACUGUACUCACAGAUUUGUAGCCCCUCCCUCAUUUUAGAAAUCUGUAGUCCACAAGCACGAAAACAGCUCUCCGCACACAAACUUGAUUGAUUUAAAAUGGAGAAUUUCCUUAAUUUUCUAAAAUAUGAUAGAGAGUUGGAUGACCAUACUGUGUCAACUUUUCAAGAGGAGAAGGUAAAAACAAAUACAAUACGAAUUAUGCUCAUAUUCUUUUAUUUAGUCUUUGGCUGAAUGGAAUUAAGAAUUAUAGUUAUUUAAUAAUAACAUAUUAACCAAAUAAGUCUUUAAAUAAUUUUAUGAAAUUGCAUAACUAUUAAAAAUUGCAUGCUACUUUUAAAUGUACGAAUGAAAGUAAAAUCUGAUUAAAAUAUUACUUUAAUAUUACGUACAACGUAAAGCACAUUCAGGUUGGGAAAGUGUAAACAGAGUAAAAACUUCAGUAAUUCCUGAAAAUAUCCAACAGGAAUGGGAAGCAUGGAAAGCACGAUUAAAAGCGACAAAGCGAAACUGCGCCAUCUUUUGGGCAUAUCAUCAAAAUACAUAUUAAAAUAAACAAGUUAUCUAGAAAUGUAAAAUCGUAAUUACCAUUCCAAACCUAACCUCCAAAUUGCUUCUGCAGAACACAAAAGAUGAUAUAAUAAAUAUUAGUAACCCAAACAACAUUGGUGCCUGGUUUCAUUGAAAUUAUGAAUAUAAACACUGCUGGUGUUUAUAUGAGUAACAACAGACCUGGUGAUACCUAUAUAAUAUAUAUACACACCAGCAGUGUUGAUUUAACACUGGGGAUUUUGCUGGGAACACUAAACCAUUUCUUAAAAUAUCUUCUUUUGUGUACCACAGAAGAAAGUCAAUUAGGCUACAUGUUUUAAACAACACAAGCGUCAUUAACCCUUUAAAACAUAUAUUAAACUUUUGCUGGCUGAUUAUCUUGCAACAUUAACACAAGGUUUUUUUCCUCUUUUAGAUUGACUGCAAUGCAGUCAAUAGUAUGUCAGAUGAACAGCUUUUGAGAAUUGUCCCCAGAUUUGGAGACCGGAUAGCAAUAAGACAGUACUGCAAAAGAGAAGUAGCUGCAUUAGAAGGAAACAGCACUACAUUGUCUAAAGCCACAGAAAACCUCAUGUCAAAAUUGCAAGAAAAGCGGGCCUUCAAGAGAAAGCAUGGUGAUAAUCGUUCAGAAAAACUCAGUGGAAACUCAAAUGCCCAAAAAACAGAGCAAAGUUACCAAAUGGGACUGUUUGAAGAGAUCCGUGGCUCCUUUAUCCAGAUCAAAGAAAAGCGUGGUGGUGGAACCAGGCAUUUAAAAGCUUUGAAGAGUGCUACCAUGGCAGAACUGUUAGAGUGUGGCAAGGAGCUGUUCUUUCCAAAUGGGAAAAAUAAACUAGGAGAUAUAACUGAAUUUGAGUUGAAAUUGAGAGACUUCACAGAAGAAGAACUACACCCGCAGACAACAUUAGGUGAACAAUAUGAACUGAGGAAGGUAAAGAUGCUGAGACUGUAUCUAUCUUGCAAGAGGAUAGACACAACUCCAAGUACAAGCAAAAACACAGUAGAUGAAUUUGCAGCUGAACAAGGUCCUUCUACAUCUGCUGAGGCAUGUGAAUGUGAGGAAGAACUUGUUGUCAUAACUGAGAACAACAGUUCCAUAACUGAUUCACCUUUGUUGUCGGACAACAGUGUAAUGUUGAUUGAACCAGGGACUAUGAAUGUAAUACAAAGCUCAAUUUUAGUUGAUGAAGAAAUUCAGUUUGGAUAUGCAGUUUUAGAAGACGGUAUGCUUGAUGACACUCUACCAAUGGACCCCACUGAAAUAGUGCAAGACAAGUUACAAACCACAAAGUUAAGACUUCGCAGGGGAAACAUUUUCCAAGAUCUUAAUGCAGCUUUUAAGGAUGGCUUAGUAUCUGUCAAUGAUUGUCUUGUAGAAAUUGAGAUGGUCCUACCUAAUGGUAGCACAGAGAAAGGAGAAGACAAUGGUGGAAUUUUUAGAGAUGCAUUGAGUGAGUAUUGGGGUACAUUCAUCAUGAAAUGUACAUCAGGAAACACACUAAAAGUACCCAUGACAAGGCAUGAUAUGAAAGAUGAAUGGGAAAAUGUAGCUAAAGUGAUGGUUCUUGGUUAUAACACUGUCCAAUACUUUCCCAUUGUGCUGGCCAAGCCUUUUCUGUGUUAUUGUCUUGGACUUAACAUUGAGGAGGAUGAGCUCUUUACAGCCUUUCUGGAGAUAGUUUCUCCAGAGGAAAAGCAGCUUGUUGAAGAAGCAAUGAGAGACUUUACAUCUGUCUCUGAACGAGAAGAAUGGGUUGAAUUCUUGGAAGCUCAUGAUGUGAAACUUUUUAUCACUGAGAAUAAUGUCAAGCAGAUCUUACUUGAUGUCGCACACAAAGAAAUUGUGCAAGAUCCAGCUUACAUAGCAGAAUGUUGGAGUCCGGUGUUAAAAAAACUAAAGCUACCUCCAGGGGGACUAAAUGAAUUGAUGAUGAGCCUCACUCCAACAGCAAGAAAAGUUAUAGGCAUAUUACAACAUGAAACACUCAAUAACAGAGAAUGCCAGAUUAUGGAUUAUCUAAAGAGGUUCAUCAAGCACUGUAGUGAUGUUCGGCUCAGGAAAUUUCUGCGUUUCUGCACAGGAGCUGACCUCCUUGUUGCAAGGUUUAUUCAUGUCCGAUUUGUGCAGCCACAAAGUUCCUUCACAAGAUCUCCCCAGUCCCACACCUGUGGAUGUGUGUUAGAAGUUCCAAACAAUUAUACUUCAUACCCUGAGCUUGCAGAGGAGUUCAUAAAUAUCCUUGAUGCAAACAUAUGGGUGAUGGAUAUUGUGUAAAGGUGGUCAGACAGUAUGUGCAGCAGGAUACGACUGUUUCUUUGUCUCAUUCACAGUCUCCAUCUCACACUCAGUUUCCUGACAUAAACUUAUUUUUGUUGUUAUUUUUGUUAUCCUGCACAUCAAGAUAAUGUUUCAUAAAAGCUCAGAUGUUCUUACAGCAGUGUUACAAUGUGGCAUAUGUGUUACAAACUACAAAGCACAUACAGAUUCACAUUUAGUUUUAAUGUAGGCCUACUCAGGUUUUCAAAAUGUAUACUGUCUUAAUAGAAUUCUGCAAUACAGUACAUUGUAAAAAAAGUUUCAUGUUUGAAAUGUUGAAAUUUUAUUCAUUAGAAGUUCAUUAAUUAGAAACUGAAUACAGUUUUCAAAAAUAAAGAAAAAGAAAAAAG
Misgurnus anguillicaudatus (oriental weatherfish) is the source of this 3415-nucleotide messenger RNA. RefSeq lists its product as uncharacterized. The record is from RefSeq and is a predicted model, not a curated record. Gene Ontology annotation, molecular function: ubiquitin-protein transferase activity. NCBI's taxonomy places the organism in Eukaryota, Metazoa, Chordata, Actinopteri, Cypriniformes, Cobitidae.